Messenger RNA from Hermetia illucens (black soldier fly), 2546 nucleotides. It is a transcript of the gene wls, whose product is annotated as protein wntless. The transcript has 6 exons. Gene Ontology annotation, biological process: Wnt protein secretion; intracellular protein transport; Wnt signaling pathway. The coding region runs from base 223 to 1944 and encodes 573 amino acids. Gene Ontology annotation, cellular component: organelle membrane; endomembrane system. Gene Ontology annotation, molecular function: Wnt-protein binding. The record is from RefSeq and is a predicted model, not a curated record. NCBI's taxonomy places the organism in Eukaryota, Metazoa, Arthropoda, Insecta, Diptera, Stratiomyidae.
CCAUAUUGUUUGUCUUCCACGAAGUAUAAACAAAAGGCCGGCGACAGUCUCAUAGUCCGGUGGCGUUUAUUUGUAAGUUAUUUGUGGCGAAUUGUGCAGAUUAAACAGUUUCUGCUUUGCGUGAAAAGACUGUGCAGAGACAUUUUUGUGGGCACUGAAGCACUUCGAAUUGCUCACAUCUCAUUUGAAUUCAAGUUUCUAGAAAAAUUCAAACCGAGCACAAUGCCCGGGACUAUACUGGAGAAUUUAAGUACUCGUAAAUUAUCAAUUUUGGUUACAUGUUUACUUAUAUGCCAGGCACUCUGUUUCCUAAUCGGAGGAUUAAUUGCACCAUUGCCUGCAAAUCAUCAAAAUAUUCUUGGGAUGGUGUGUAAGGACAUCCCCGGGUCACAGAAUGAUACAAGUGUUUGGCUAUAUACCCGCGGCAAGGGUAAGUGUAAUGCCGUAAGUCAGGAAGAGAUCGAGCAACACGACGUGAAAAUGGCAAAUCAAAUUGUUUUCGUGUUUCAGAUGCCGAUACCACGUGAGGGACAUGUUUUAGACUACUCAAGAUGGCAACAAAACCUAAUUGGUGUCCUGCAAGUCGAUAUCGCUUACGACAAUGAUGUCCUAGUUGGUAAGAUUUAUCCUUUUAUUUCAUUGGCUUCACUAAAAAUUUCAUAUCCUGCCUUCCUCUUUCUUCAACUAGAUUCCCACGCAGUUGUAACUAUUGACGCGCGAUUGGCGUAUCGCAAUAAAGAGGACAGCGAUUACGAUUGGAAGCUGUAUGCAACGUCCCUUGAGCGACGCUAUUUGGAUUGUCAAUCUAUUCACGUUUCAAAUACCGAGCGACUUUAUUCAUGUGAAACGAUUCCACUAUUUGAACUGGGCUCAUUGCAUCACGAUUUCUAUCUCCUGAACAUUCGGCUGCCUGUGGAUACCGACAUGAAAAUGAAUUUAGAUGUUGGGCACAUACAUGACCUACAAUUGACAGCAAUAUACCAAAAUGGGGGUUUUACAAAAGUUUGGCUUUCAUUGAAAACGAUCUUCUUCCCAAUUGUUGUGGCCAUAAUGAUUUGGUUCUGGCAUCGUGUUCACCUACUACAACGCUCACCUGCCCUGAUAGAGUACAUGCUAAUCUAUCUAGGUUUAGCAUUGACUUUUUUAAAUAUGCCUUUGGAAUAUUUAACGCUAGCCUUCGAUAUGCCAUUCAUGCUUUUGCUAAGCGAUAUUCGACAAGGAGUUUUUUAUGCGACCCUUUUGUCUUUUUGGUUGGUGUUCGCCGGAGAACACAUGCUAAUUCAAGAAACAGGCAAACGAAGUGCAGUGAAGAAUUAUUGGAAACAUUUAAGUGCCGUCGUUGUUGGAUGCAUAUCCCUUUUUGCAUUCGACGUGUGUGAGCGUGGCGUUCAACUACGUAACCCAUUCUAUUCAAUUUGGACGUCACGUGUUGGAACCAAUCUCGCAUUGACUUUUAUUGUUUUGGCGGGGAUUUCCGCAGGCGUCUAUUUUUUGUUUCUUUGCUAUAUGAUUUGGAAAGUUUUCCGUAACAUCAGCCUAAAACAGUCAUCGUUACCCUCCAUGUCAGCUGCUCGCCGCAUUCAUUAUGAGGGAAUAAUUUAUCGUUUUAAAUUCUUAAUGCUUGCAACUCUAAUUUGUGCAGCACUAACAGUUAUUGGUUUUAUAAUGGGACAGAUAGCCGAAGGUCAUUGGAAAUGGGACGAAAAUAUUGAGGUGCAGUUGACUUCCGCAUUUUUGACUGGUGUCUAUGGAAUGUGGAAUAUUUAUAUUUUUGCCCUCAUCAUUUUAUACGCACCCAGUCAUAAGCAAUGGCCAACCGAAUUGAAUUCCUCAAAUGAGCGCAUAGCCAGUGAAGAAAUUGAAUUCAACAAUUUACCAUCCGAUUCGAAUCCGAGUGAAAUUUCAUCAUUGACUUCUUUCUCUCGAAAAGCAGCAUUCGAUUAAGCCAGUGGCAAACGUGUGAUAAAACUGAACCCAAGGAAUAAGGGAUGCAUUCUUCAUGAAGCCGACCAGCGUUUUAGAAUAUUUUCUAGAAUAAUUAUAAUUCUUGAGUUCAGCGACUUUACUAUACUCUCCAUUUUGAUAUACAGUAAUCUUGCCAUAGAGCGUUUAGUUGAUCUGAAAAUUUUAAUUAUAUAGCUCAUGCUCGUUGCUAUCUAAGCUUUAAGUUGGUCUUUUUUUUUUUUAACUUUCCACAAGCAGUAUUAUGAAUAAGAAGGGCACUGAUCACUGCAAUUACUGUAUAUUUGGAAAGUGGUAACAGUGUUAGUUUAAUAUUGAAUUUUUAUAUUUUAGGUAAUAGCAACAGAACGUGCAAGUGCAUUACUCAAAUAAUUUCAUUUGGUUCUUCGUCCAUUCCAUGAAUGCAGUACCUUCUAUUAUACAAUCUCAAAUAAUAUUUAUUGUUUUCAUUGUUUUUUGUUUACAAGAAAAGUUCUGUGUUCUUUUUUAUCCACAACCCUUUGUGCUAGUAUUUUAUAGAUAUAAGAUAAAGGGGUCGUUUUUAAUUUGAUGCCAUACGAUAGAUGAAUUUUGUCAAAUCUAAA